Prunus avium (sweet cherry) is the source of this 2210-nucleotide messenger RNA. It is a transcript of the gene MCA1, whose product is annotated as PLAC8 family protein. Gene Ontology annotation, biological process: cell surface receptor signaling pathway. The record is from RefSeq and is a predicted model, not a curated record. Lineage: Eukaryota; Viridiplantae; Streptophyta; Magnoliopsida; Rosales; Rosaceae.
GCGUCGCGUGUGCGCUCAAGGGCAAAGAGAGAGAGAGAAAGAGAGAGAGAGAGAGUUUGGCUUUGGUGCAAACAAUGCACGGACAAACAACACCGAAGCAGUGAGAGGUUUUUUAGGAUAAAAAAAUUGGGAUGAAGAGAGAGAGGAGAGAGAGAAAGAGAUAGACUGAUAUAGUGUGAGUGAGUGGGAGUUUUCAUCAGAGACCUCUCUCUUUGUCUCUGCUCAGAUCUUCCAAAAUCCACACACAGGUUGAGGAGAAAAAGGAAGAGGAGGAAGAAGAAAAGAAGAAACUCGUUCCGCAAAGCAAUGCCUGCAAUGCCCAAAAUCCGAUGCUUCAAUUUUGACGUUUCUUUCAGUUUCAUGCAAUAAAUACAGCAAAAAAGGAAAAAAAGAAAAAGAAAAGGCCGAGCCAAGCCCUAAAAGUUGCUCAAAAUUACAGCACCUGUUGCAGAGAAGUUUGCAGGUGCUUUUUCUUUUUCUUUUUCUAUUUUCGGCAAAAAACACAGCGGCUUCUUCCUCAAGACGACGGCGAAGAACUUUGAAAUGCACUCUCAAUUGUUCUAAAGCUCCGAAACCUGAAGAUCUCCAAUGGAAAUGCGUUUUCGUUUCUGAAAACCCAGUAAAUUUCACUGAGAUUUCAAUUUUCAGAGUAAUUGCUUGCUUUAGAACUUCAAAUUUGGUUCAUAUCUCGUUGAUUAAAGUCAAACCGAAGUGAUUAUGGUGAAAUGCAAUCUGUAGCUGUGAGCCUGUGAGGUGUUAGUUUACACAAGUCGAGCUUGGUCCAUUUUGAGAGGAAAAAAUGGCGUCGUCGUGGGACCACUUCGGAGAAAUUGCAAAUGUGGCUCAGUUGACCGGCCUCGACGCCGUGAGGCUGAUCGGAAUGAUUGUGAAGGCGGCGAGCACGGCGCGAAUGCACAAGAAAAAUUGCAGGCAAUUUGCGCUGCAUCUGAAGCUGAUCGGGAACUUAUUGGAGCAGCUCAAGAUCUCGGAGCUUAAGAGGUACCCGGAGACGCGCGAGCCCCUUGAGCAGCUCGAGGAUGCUCUGAGAAGGUCAUACAUUUUGGUCAAUAGCUGCCAAGACCGGAGCUAUCUGUAUUUGCUUGCAAUGGGAUGGAACAUUGUGUAUCAGUUCAGGAAGGCUCAGAAUGAAAUUGAUAGAUACUUGAAGCUUGUGCCUCUGAUUACUCUGGUGGACAAUGCUCGAGUCAGGGAGAGACUGGAAGACAUUGAAAAGGAUCAACGUGAGUACACAUUGGAUGAAGAGGACAGAAAGGUACAGGAUGUGAUCCUUAAACCGGACCCCUCGAAAAAUGACACUGUAGUGCUGAAGAAAACACUUUCUUGCUCCUAUCCAAACUUGGGUUUUAAUGAGGCGCUCCAAAAGGAAAAUGAAAAGCUUCAACUUGAACUACAGCGGUCCCAAUCUAUUUAUGAUGUGAGUCAAUGUGAAGUAAUUCAGCGUUUGCUAGAAGUGACAGAGACUGUCGCUUCAAAGUCUUCCCCCGAAAAAAAUAAUAAGAAAAUAGAGCGGAAUUAUUCAGAUGCCAAUAGUGAGAAAGAACCUUCAUCUAAUGAAAGCUAUCAGAAAAGUGAAUCUCGCAAAAUUUCAAGAAACACAUCUUCAGUUUCUUCUGGACAUGAUUUGCUGUCAACUAGAGGUUCACAUCGCCAUGAAGAAUGGAAUACUGAUCUACUUGGAUGUUGCUCAGAACCGUCUCUGUGUAUAAAGACAUUCUUCUAUCCUUGUGGGACGUUUUCUAAAAUUGCUUCUGUGGCAACUAACAGGCAUAUGUCUUCAGCAGAAGCAUGUAAUGAAUUGAUGGCUUAUUCGUUAGUAUUGUCUUGCUGUUGCUAUACAUGCUGCAUUCGAAGGAAACUUCGCAAGACGUUGAAUAUCUCGGGAGGCUUCAUUGAUGACUUCCUUUCACAUUUUAUGUGUUGCUGCUGUGCCCUUGUUCAAGAAUGGCGAGAAGUUGAACUACGCGGGAUUCCUUAUGGUGCUGAGAAGACAAAAAUAAGCCCUCCACCCUCACAGUACAUGGAAACCUAACUGAUAAUGGAAUUUUGAGAUUCAUCCACUUUGAACGCCAUAUGUAGAGGUAAUGGCUAGUUGCCAUUGUUACAGGAAAACUUAUUUUGGGGGAGUUUAUGUCUCACUAAUUUUCCCAUAUGUAAAUUAGCUUUUUUUGUAUUUUUUAUUUUACUCAGCA